Sceloporus undulatus (fence lizard) is the source of this 3069-nucleotide messenger RNA. RefSeq lists its product as uncharacterized. The transcript is spliced from 4 exons. NCBI's taxonomy places the organism in Eukaryota, Metazoa, Chordata, Lepidosauria, Squamata, Phrynosomatidae. The record is from RefSeq and is a predicted model, not a curated record. The annotation marks the transcript as partial.
AUGUCUCCUCCUUUCAAGAAAUGUGACAUCUGCAGCGGGAAGGUUCCUGUUCAGGACCCCCAUUCUUCUUGCCUCUUCUGCCUGGGCCGGGACCACGACCCCAGGGUCUGCAGCCUCUGUAAGUCCAUGUCCUCCCAAGCCCGUAAAAAUCGGGAGUCGCGGCUGACGUCCGCAAUUGCCCAGGGCAAGAUCAGGGAAGGGGAUCCUCGCCCGGCAUCAGCCCCUUCGGCAUCGGCCCCAUCUGCCCAGGCUCGUAGCGGCCCUUCCAGCGCCCCUCCUUCUACCUCUCUGGGAAAAGACACGGGGAGUUCGGACUCUUCUCGCCCGCCGGCUCGCGUUGCCGCCUCCAAACCCCCGAAACAUUCCCGCACAUCGGGAUCAGUCGGGCAGGACACGGCUCCCGGCCGUAUGGAGGUAGUCUCCUCUGAGGCAUCGAAGAGGCAGUCAUCAGCUCCGGAGACGACUUCGUCCUCUUCGGCUAAGAGGCCCAAGUCGACUUCCAAGACCGGCUCCCAUUCGGGCUCGCCUUCCAAGAGGCGCUCGGACGACGCUUCUCUCCCUCGCAAGUCUCAUCGGGAGUCCCGCCGUGACCGCCCGCGUCCCGAUUCCCCGGGACGGGUCGACCCUCUGGCCACGCCUAUGGUGGGCAACCAUUCACCUACGCGAGACCUUCACCAUUCUCCGGUUGACAGCCGCGUUCGGGACACCGCUGCCCAGACCGUGCCAACUCAGACGCAGUCGGCGACUACGCUCCCCUUCCUCCUGUCGGACGACGAGGAGGUAGCUGAUCGGCCUCCAAGGUCUCCUUCUCCGGCUUCGCUGGCUCCACGCUCUCCGGCUGAUCCUCAAUAUUAUUAUGAUUCGGAGACGGACCAAUUCUUUCUCCCGGUCCCCAAGGAGGUGGUUCUUGCCAAAUCUGUCCGAGGUCGGGACCGUCCUCGGGAUGUGGACCAACCUCAAGGCCAGGAACACCAUCGUCGAGAGCCCCCCGACCGAGCAGGCCCAUCAGCAUCGGCUCCAUCUCGGCGUGUGGACAGGCCUGUCGAACACUCGAGACCGUAUGCUGCGGUGGACUUGUUAGUUUCCGAUUCCGAACCCGAGCCUGUGGAUUCGGAAUACUCUUCGGGGGACGACGACCCAGCCCAGAACUCUCCGCAGCUCUUGCACCAUCCAGAAGCGGCCUCUCCCACGGAUGAUGUUAGGUCGUUCCUCGAACAUGUUAUUAAAAUGUCCAGGGCUCUGGACAUUGAACUCCAAUACCCUGAGGAAGAGGCCAGGGACCCCCUCGAACGCAGGGUUCGCAGCAGGGCCCACUCAACACCUCUGGUCCCCUUCAUGCCGUCCCUGGAAGCCCUGGUCAGACGCUCGUGGGACUGCCCCUCCUCCCUGGUGGGACCGCCGCGCAAGAUCGAAUCCCUCUAUAAGGUCUCAGCUCCAACCGCCCCGUGGCUCACCUCCCACCCCCGACAAAACUCUGCUAUUGUCGAGGGUGCCCAGCAGACCUCAACUCAACGGCAAGCGGCAGUGCCGUUCGACAAGGAGGCUAAGAAGGUUGAUGCCCUGGCCAGGAAGGCAUACGCGGCUGCAGCACUAGCGGUGAAAGCAACCAACUACACCGCUUGCAUGGGUGCCUAUAUUCAAACGCUUAUGGAGGGCAUCUCUCCCAUCGUGCCCGACGUCCCGGAUGAGGCCCAACGCACCCUUACCGAGAUUAGGGAUGAGGCCCAUUCCAUUGGCGCGUGGCUCAUCACCGCAUCCAGGAACGUGGUGGAGUGUUCGGGCAGGGCCAUGGCGGCUGCCAUCGCCCUAAGAAGACACGCUUGGCUGCGGGGUUCGGACCUUAACACCAACGUUAGGUCCACCAUAGAGGACAUGCCGAUAGACGACUCGGGCCUCUUCCAUGCCGAGACGGAUGACAAGCUGAACCGAAAGUUCAGGUUGAAGGCGGCGGCGAGAAAGCAUGGACCAGUGGUUCGCGACGGUCGACCUCAAGGACGCCUACUUCCACAUCGGAAUUCGGGAGUCCCACCGGAGGUUCCUCGCCUUCGCCGUCGGCUCCGACGCAUACCACUACAAUGUGCUCCCGUUCGGGCUCGCUACAGCCCCACGGGUCUUCACGAAGUGCAUGGCCCCAGUGGUGGCUUACCUCCACAGCAAGGGCUACAGAGUCUUCCCUUACUUAGACGACUGGCUGUUCGUCGCAGACUCCCAGGACGAUCUUCAGGAGGCAAUCGCAUUCGCCACCCGGCUGCUGAACUCUCUCGGACUAGUGAUCAACGAAGACAAGUCCCAUUUUACUCCGUCCAGGCAGGUGAAGUUCAUCGGAGCCAUCCUCGAUUCCGAAAGAUGCUCCGCUUUCCUUCCUGUAGACCGUUUCCAGUCACUGGUGACAUCACUGACACCCUGCAUCUCCCACAGAAGAGUGAGAGCCGGGGACGUCCAGAUCGCUCUGGGUCACAUGGCAUCAACGACCUUUGUGACGCCGUGGUCGAGACUUCGCCUACGUCCUCUCCAGGCUUGGUUUCUGUCGGCCUUCUCUCCGUUAGACGAUUCCCCAUCCAAGUGGCUAACGGUACCGAGACCGGUGGCCGCUUCUCUCAACUGGUGGCUGGACGACCGCAACGUGUGCGCCGGGAUGCCCUUUCACCAACCACAACCUCAGGUGACACUGACAACCGACGCUUCCCUAGAGGGCUGGGGCGCCCAUCUCCUCGACCUGGUUGUCAAAGACAAGUGGUCACACUCGGACAGCCUUCUCCACAUCAAUGCCCUCGAGAUGCUCGCGGUCGAAAAAGCCCUGAGAGCUUUCGAAUCCGCUGUGUCAGGCAGGGUGGUGCUCUUAAGGACGGACAACACCACCGUGAUGUAUUACAUCAACAAACAGGGUGGUACCAGGUCAAGGACCCUCCUCGAGAUGACCCUGCGCAUCUGGGACUGACGGUGCUUCCUCCGCCUCGAGCCUCGCCCGGACCUGUUGUCGACCCAGGACGGACGAAUUCUCCAUCCCGACAUCGACAACCUACCGAUGGUAGCCUGGAGGAUCCAGCCCUGACUGUCUUGCCGGAGUCG